This is a messenger RNA of Tachysurus fulvidraco (yellow catfish), 1328 nucleotides long. RefSeq lists its product as uncharacterized. Bases 47 to 1162 code for a protein of 371 amino acids. The transcript has 7 exons. The record is from RefSeq and is a predicted model, not a curated record. NCBI's taxonomy places the organism in Eukaryota, Metazoa, Chordata, Actinopteri, Siluriformes, Bagridae.
GCCACAAGUAGGAAGUGUAUUUGUCAUGCAAGUGUCUUAGAGAAACAUGAGCUUUUACUCACUAUGUGGUUCUGUAACUCUCCUUGGGUUUUUCCUCUGUAUAUCAGAGGUAGAGAGCAUGAGGACACUGAAACAUGUAGCUGUAAAAAGAGGAGGAUCUGUCACUAUUCCAUGUCUUUAUGAUGAGAAGUACAAUGCAAACAAGAAAUACUGGUGCAAAGGGUACCAUUGGGCUACCUGCAUUAUCGUAGCCUAUGCAAACUCAAGUGGAAAUCCAUCAGUCAUUGAUCAUCCAGAGCAGAAUUUGUUGACGGUGGAACUGAACUCUGUCUCUGAGUCUGGAACGGGUUGGUGUGCUGUAGAAAUUGGGGAUAAAUGGCAGACGGAUGAUCGUGAUUAUUGGUACCUGACGGUUAGUCAAGAUCUGUCAGUGAGCGAGAGCAGAGUAAGAGGUGAGGAAGGAGGCAACGUCACAGUCCAGUGUCUCUACAGAGCUGCGUAUCAGAAUACACAGAAGCAGUGGUGCAGAUUUAAAGAUGGACAAUGCAACACAGUGGAGACUAAAACAUCCCAGAAUUCAGCAGUGUACAUCAGUGAUGAUGGGAGAAGAUCCUUCAGUGUGAAGAUGAGCAGACUGCAGAAGAGUGAUGCUGGAUGGUACUGGUGCAGUGCAGGAGAUCUACAGGUUCCUGUUCACAUCAGUGUCAGUGAUCCACCUCCAGUGACUACUAGAAAGACUACAACAAAGUCUACAGCAGUGUCUACAACAGCGUCUACAACAGAGUCUACAUCAGAGUCUACAGCAGAGUCUACAGCAGAGUCUACAGCAGUGACUACAUCAGAGUCUACAGCAGCGUCUACAACAGAGUCUACAUCAGAGUCUACAGCAGCGUCUACAACAGAGUCUACAUCAGAGUCUACAACAGCGUCUACAUCAGAGUCUACAGCAGAGUCUACAGCAGAGUCUACAGCAGAGUCUACAGCAGUGACUACAUCAGAGUCUACAACAGCGUCUACAGCAGUGUCUACAGCAGUGACUACAACCACUAACCAAGACAAUACGUGCACAUCUGACUCAAAGCACAAUUCAGUGUUUGUGAAUUUUGUCCCCAGCAGUGAUGAAACCACAGAGCAAGAGAUGUUCUGUAUCGUAAACAACUGAAGGACGUGAUCUAUCUAUCUAUCUAUCUAUCUAUCUAUCUAUCUAUCUAUCUAUCUAUCUAUCUAUCUAUCUAUCUAUCUAUCUAUCUAUCUAUCUAUCUAUCUAUCUAUCUAUCUAUCUAUCUAGUCAUACAGAAUUUAUUACCUUAGACUGUAGAACUUUUCUA